GCAGGUUUACUCAGACCAACGGAAGCCGAGCAGGAACCUGUGUUUGCGAACUCCGUAAACACCGAGCUGUUCACUCACUGCACGUGUCUCUGCUCACAGUUUGGGUCACCUAUUCACUGAUGUUUGCUGCAUGUGGAAGACAGAUAUUUAUUUCGUUGACCCAUGCAGAUCAUCGCCUCAGGAAUUACCUUACAUCAUUUCUUUCUACAGUUUCAUUCGACCCUUUUACAACUCCUCUCUUAACAAAAGCUCAAAAAACGCCUACACUCCUCAAUCCACUUGCACUGAUUCCUGCGUGUCAUAAUUCUCAGUUUUCUAAUUGUAAUAAUAGGAUGGAGCUGAAGGAGGUUUUGCAGAUACUGGAGCAACUUGCCCCUUUGUCUUUGGCUGAGUCAUGGGAUAAUGUCGGCCUGCUGGUUGAACCAAGCACACCACGGCCCAUUAAUACCAUUCUACUUACAAACGACCUUACUGAUACUGUAAUGGAAGAAGCAGAAACCCUCUGCUGUGACCUUAUUAUCUCAUAUCACCCACCUUUAUUUCGACCAAUCAAGCGCCUGGUUCAGAGAGACUGGAAGCAGCGGUUGGCCAUCCGGGCUGUGGAGGCAAGAAUGGCCAUUUUCUCCCCACACACAUCAUGGGACAGUAUGAGAGGAGGCGUGAAUGACUGGCUUAUAGGAGGUCUUGGUAGUGGCCACGUGACUGUUCUCAGCCAGGCACUCUGUGGCGGCCCCCCAACUCAGAGACUGGAAUUUACUGUGAAGAGUGACGAGGAGCUAAAUACUGUUAUGGAAGAACUAAAAGCCUGUUAUAGUUCAGCAGCUCUCCAGCAUUCAAGCAGCAGGUCAGAGAACAGUGGAAUCCAUGUCAGCUUUACCUGCAGUGACCUGGCGUUGCCCCACUUUGUCCAGACUCUGUUAGGACACACAGUUCUCAGCCAGUCGCUCACCAUCACAAAGUUAGAAAAACACCCUCUGCCUGGGCAUGGCCAAGGACGGAUGAGCAUUUUGGACCAGCCUGUAACUGUAGCAACAGCUGUGGAGAAAAUGAAAACACAUUUGAGUUUGAAUCACCUUCGUUUGGCUCUUGGAGUGGGACAGACACUAGACUCUUUGGUGUACACUGUGGCUGUGUGUGCAGGAUCUGGAGCUUCAGUCCUAAACGGCGUGAAAGCUGAUCUCUAUGUUACAGGUGAAAUGUCCCAUCAUGAAGUUUUGGAUGCUGUGGCCAAAGGAACCACUGUUAUUUUAAGUGACCAUAGCAACAGUGAGCGCGGGUUUCUGUCCGUCUUCAGGGAGCGCCUAGCUCUUCGUCUCCCUGAAGCUGUGUCUGUGCUGGUGUCCCAGGCAGACAGAGACCCCCUGCAGGUGGUCUGAAAUGUCUCAUAAUGACUUAAUAAAGUGUCAUCUUACUAAUA
Periophthalmus magnuspinnatus is the source of this 1417-nucleotide messenger RNA. It is a transcript of the gene nif3l1, whose product is annotated as NIF3 NGG1 interacting factor 3-like 1 (S. cerevisiae). The transcript is spliced from 7 exons. Bases 120 to 1376 code for a protein of 418 amino acids. Gene Ontology annotation, cellular component: cytoplasm; mitochondrion. The record is from RefSeq and is a predicted model, not a curated record. NCBI's taxonomy places the organism in Eukaryota, Metazoa, Chordata, Actinopteri, Gobiiformes, Gobiidae.